AUGGCGGACUCCGACAACGACUCUGGCGGCACGCACAACGCCGGCAAGGGCAGCGAGAUGUCGCCGCGGGAGCAGGACCGGUUUCUGCCGAUCGCGAACGUGAGUCGCAUCAUGAAGAAGGCGCUUCCAGCGAACGCGAAGAUUUCGAAGGACGCAAAGGAGACGGUGCAAGAGUGCGUAUCGGAGUUCAUCAGCUUCAUAACAGGCGAGGCCUCCGACAAGUGCCAGCGCGAGAAGCGAAAGACAAUCAACGGCGACGAUCUUCUGUGGGCGAUGACGACUCUCGGCUUCGAGGAUUACGUGGAGCCUCUGAAGGUCUAUCUGCAGCGCUUCCGAGAAAUGGAAGGAGAGAAGACCGUGGCGGCGCGUGACAAGGACGCGCCUCCUGCUUCCAAUGCUACCAACAGUGCCUACGAGAGUGGUAGUUAUGGUGCUGGUGGAAUCAUGAUGCAUCAAGGACACGUGUACGGUUCUGGUGGGUUCCAUCAAAUGGCUGGCGGUGGUGCUACCAUUAAGGGUGGGCCUGCAUAUCCUGGGCCUGGGUCCAAUGCUAGUCGGCCGAGAUAG
This is a messenger RNA of Sphenostylis stenocarpa, 567 nucleotides long. The record is from the annotation of a GenBank genome assembly. Lineage: Eukaryota; Viridiplantae; Streptophyta; Magnoliopsida; Fabales; Fabaceae.